This is a messenger RNA of Symbiodinium pilosum, 879 nucleotides long. The record is from the annotation of a GenBank genome assembly. Lineage: Eukaryota; Dinophyceae; Suessiales; Symbiodiniaceae.
AUGGCUCCUUCCACUCAGCAGGUUGCAGUUGCAGCGCUGGCUGCUGCAGGCUGCACUGCCUUUGUUGCGACUCCCAGCACUGUGCGAGGACCAGCUCUCCGCAGCGCCGCCCAGGGACAGGCCAAGGCCUCGUCCUCCUCUUCCAUGGGGGCCGGCCUGGCUAUCUGCGGCCUCGGUGCUGCAGCCGCCGUCGCGGCACCCAGGAAGGAGAAGGCAGCACUCUCCCUGCGCGCCCUGACACCGGCGCAGGAGCUCAUCGCCGGCACCGGCGGCCCCAUGCCCGAUAUGUUCUGGGACCCAGCAGGCAUUAGCGCCAGGGCCACAGAGGAGGAGAUCCUGAAGUACCGAGCCAUUGAGCUGAAGCAUGGCCGUGUUGCCAUGCUCGCAGUGCUGCACUGGUUCCAUGUCGCUGCAGGCUACCACCUCCUUGGUGACUAUGCCAUCGGUGAGCGCAUGAGCGACGAUCCCCUCGUCAGCUUAACCCAGCUGCCCAUGGGAGGCAUGUGGCAGGUCAUUUUCACCAUCAUGUGCUUAGAGUGGCUGACCACCUACAUCUGCAAGCCUCCCGCGGACCGACCCUGGGAUGUGCUCGGAUGGAAGGGUAUCAUCGUCGAGGACUACCCGUCCGAGAUCUGGAACGGCUGGAAGCGUGUGCAGUGCCAGGAGCUGAACAACAGUCGACUAGCUAUGGUGGCCAUCACCGGACUCAUUGCCCAGGACGUGGUCACUGGCGACUAUGUCGCAGGUGUGGGCAAGCUUUGCGGUGGUCUCGAUGUCUGCCAGGUGCCCGCCGUCCAGCCCGAAAUGUGGGAGUUCCCUCCUCUGGAUGAUGCAGUCCUCAAUGCCCCAGCCUGGAAGCUCCUUCCGGACAUUCCUUGA